AUGCAACGAGGUAUCCACAUAUAUCUAUGGUUUAAUUGCGCUCUAAAUUAUACCAAAAUGUUUCGUUUACUCAUUCUCAAAUCGCUUACUACUCAGAAAAGACCAUGUUGUUCUAAUUCUUGUUUACGUUCUCUGCAUCAUACAAUUCGUGGCGUAUCUAAAUCAAAAGCUUUGAAUAUCGUUAGUCAAACAUUAUCAAAAUAUGUAUGGCAGUCUAUCGAUGAAUUACCCGACGACGAGAAAUAUCGUGCUGUACAGAUUGAAAUUGAUGUAUUACGAGAUGCCGGUUAUCUUGUUCCAAACGUGAUUACACGACAUUAUUGUUUAAAACUAUAUGAUAAACCGUUGGAUAUUAGAAAGGACUCGUAUGAAUUUUUACAUGACCGUGAACAAAAACGUUUGAAACAUGCCUCAAUUCAAGCGCAAAAAGCGGCACGUCGUCAAGGAAUGAUGAAAUAUCGUGAAAGUUUGCUGAUUCAAGGUAUUCGAGCUAUUACAAAUUAUCCCGGUCAUCAUACCAUUUUUCGUCAUGUCACUCAGAAACACUUUAAAAUAAAUGAUUUAACAAGAUUAGCCAUGUCUGCACGAUUACAAGAUUAUGUAUUUAUCGAUUGUUCAUUUGAAAAAUUACAUGUUCGACAAAGUUAUCACUAUGAUUUGUUGAAGAAAGUUUAUCAAUGUUUCAAUAAUAUUAGUAGAUAUCAUUCACCAUCUUUCGUUUAUUUAUGUAAUGUUCAAUUCGAUUUAAAAAGGUUUCAUUCUCAAACUCUAAUUGAAUUUAAUCCUAUGGAUAAUUUAUCCUUCGAAGUAACGUCUAAAUCAUAUCUGGAUUAUUUUCCAAAAGAAAAAUUUAUUUAUUUAACACCCGAUGCCAAUAAUGAUAUGGUAGAAUAUGAUCAUGAUGCUAUUUAUAUUAUUGGUGGAAUAUUUGACAAAUCUGGAAAAGAUACAUUAGAAAAAGCUCAACGUGAACAAAUUCGAACGACUCGUUUUCCAUUAGACAGAUAUUUAAAAUUUCAUCCAACAUGUUAUAAAGAUUUAACAUUAGAUCAAGUGUACAACAUUUUGAUGACAUUAAAACAUACAAAAAAUAAUUGGUAUAAAGCACUGAAAUGGGUACCAGAUAGAAAACUUAGUGCAAGAUAUAAAUGGAAUGAAACAGACAAAGAUUAUCAAUAUGUCGAUCUUCAAUUGAAAGAAGAAAUUGAUGAAGCACAAUCGAAACAGUGUCAAACGGUGCUUUGA
This is a messenger RNA of Didymodactylos carnosus, 1245 nucleotides long. NCBI's taxonomy places the organism in Eukaryota, Metazoa, Rotifera, Eurotatoria, Philodinida, Philodinidae. The record is from the annotation of a GenBank genome assembly.